Peniophora sp. CBMAI 1063 is the source of this 888-nucleotide messenger RNA. The record is from the annotation of a GenBank genome assembly. Lineage: Eukaryota; Fungi; Basidiomycota; Agaricomycetes; Russulales; Peniophoraceae.
AUGUCGAGCUUGGACACCGUCGUUACCCUUCUUCGCGAGAUCACCGCACUUCAAAACCUCGGCUUCCUCUUCACAGGGAUCUACUGGCACGAGUUCGUCCUUCACGGGCACUUCGAUUGGAAGUUGUUGAAUCGGUCGGAGAAGGAUCGCGCACCGGCGGCGCGGAUUGCCAAGUGGUCGUAUUUGCUAUGUCGGUUGCUCCUCAUUGUGUAUAGCGCAGGCAUCACUGUCUUGUCAUCGCGCGAACAAGUAGAGUGUCAUUUCUUGUUGAAGCUUCUGACAUCAACGGGAUUUCUCGGCGUCAUAUGCUCGUCCCUGCUCUUGUCCAUCCGUGUCGCUGCAGUAUGGGCAUGGAACAAAGGAAUACUCGCUCUUCUCGGCACCAUCCUAUGUGCUAUGCUCGGAUCCGCAAUCUUCUUCACGGUGAAGGCCGAUUCCACCUACUCCUCCGACCUCGAGAUCUGCGCCCUCUCCGGCGUACACAACGACUACUACCCGUCCAUCAUCACUACGUGCGGGGACGGUACGAUUCUUAUCUUCCUCCUGCUGGGCCUGCAGAGGAAUUGGAGGGACGCGAAGACGUAUCGGAUGUGGAAUGUUCUUUGGUCGCAGGGCUUGAUAUAUCUUGUUCUUGCCGUUGCGGUGGAUGUCCCCUUGGUGGUGUUGCUUUCGUUGAAUCUGAAUGCCAUCAUCAACUCUAUCGUCGUCAUUCCUCAAAUUAUAAUCUUAGGAAUAGGCGCAACGCGCAUGUUCAGAUCCCUCAAUACGGCUGUGCGUGGCGAAGCGGAGGAUCCCGAGCAUUUCACGAACGGGACUUCGCAUGCGAUGAGGGUUCCGCGUACGCUGACGCAGGGCGAUGUUCAACUGAAGGAGUUGCGGAGAUCAUAG